AUGUCCGUCGAGAGAACGGCCGACCCUGUGUUGUUAGACGCCCUCGCAGCGCAGAUUCUGGAGCGGGGCUUGACGGACAGUUUACGCCCGGAGUUAUACGGCGGCCUUUGUCAGAGGAUCGUCGAUGAGCUGGAGGGCGAAAGGAACCGCUGGCGAAUGGUCGAGCUGUACCAUGUUGGGAACCCGAUCCACUCGUUCGAGACUGCCAUACAAGCGCAAGCGCUCGCGGAAAUCGACAGGAUUGUCGUACACGGGAGCGACGAGCAGCUGCGCGUCGCUGCUCGCUUUCUGGGAGAGUUAUUGGUACACGGUGUGCUUCUACCACAAGACGUUGGCGAGACCAUCGAGACGUUGACGACGGGAGCAGAAAAUAACAAUGAGGGACAUGCACUGGCCCUCGUCGCAUUUUUAUCUCCUAUUUUCCAUGCUCCAGACGCUAUUCGCCUCCUAGAAUCUCUUGUGGCCAUUGACGGGCUUGAACAUAUCCUGCAGGAAGACUCGAUAUCUCUCAAAAUUCGAUACGUUAUUAUGAAUGCGUUAGACAAAGCCACGAACCCGAAGCCCAACGACAUGUUCGGCACUGUGCCGCGAUCCGAGAUUUAUGGUCUCGACGUCGAGGAGGACCAGGAUGACUUCGACACGCCCAGCCCGCCUGAUGUCCCAGAGCGCUUCAGUUUCCCCCCCAAAAUCACACUACAGUGCCAUGAAAAGGCGCGAGCCUUCUUCUCUUAUCGACAGCUGCCCACGGCAGAGGAGUUCUUCUCAGCUCUCGAGUCAAAAUACCGCCAUGUAUUCGUGAUGAGCCUCGUAUCGUCCGCCCUGUCGUCCAGCGACCACUCCGAUGCGAUGCUCGUCGCCUCGUUAUUUUCCCGAGAACCUGUCCGAAAACUCUGCUGGCCUGCAGAUAGUUUCGUACAGGGUUUCGAGCACGAGGUCUUCAUGCUGGAGGACACUUCGCUUGAUAUACCUCCCGCGUUCAACCUAGUGGCGAUCAUGCUGCACUCGUGCGGCCUCACCCGAGAUAGGGUUGAGGAUCUUGCCUACAGAAUCUCGCCUAGGGAAAAUCGUGCGAGGGAUCGCUUCUUGCACGAGUACUCGGCUUUAGAGUUAGCAGAGGACUCUGCGCGAUUCAAAGAUAGGACGUCUUUCAGGGUAUCGCGGGAAUUCAAUCCGGACGAGGACCGCACCUCAACCGACGGUCGUUGGAGCGAACUGCAGAGUACUAGCUCUGAUGUAGGCUAUGCCUAUUGA
Messenger RNA from Fibroporia radiculosa, 1251 nucleotides. RefSeq lists its product as uncharacterized. The coding region runs from base 1 to 1251 and encodes 416 amino acids. The transcript has 2 exons. Lineage: Eukaryota; Fungi; Basidiomycota; Agaricomycetes; Polyporales; Fibroporiaceae. The record is from RefSeq and is a predicted model, not a curated record.